Penicillium paradoxum is the source of this 1677-nucleotide messenger RNA. RefSeq names its product general amidase GmdB (gene gmdB). NCBI's taxonomy places the organism in Eukaryota, Fungi, Ascomycota, Eurotiomycetes, Eurotiales, Aspergillaceae. The record is from RefSeq and is a predicted model, not a curated record. The transcript has 5 exons. The coding region runs from base 1 to 1677 and encodes 558 amino acids.
AUGGGAUCCCUAACAGCACCAAGCAACUGGCAAGAUAUUGUUGCAGCCAAGCGACAGGAAUGCCAGCAGAAGAUCCCUCGCGAGUGGCUGCUGAGCGCUGACCAGUUGGCGCUCGCGCAGAACAACCCGCGCUUGUUAGAAGUUGAUAUCCCACGUCGCAGUGGUCUAAUCUCCGAACUCGAACUAGAAAUAACGGAGAAGUAUUCUGCGGAGGAGCUGUUGGCGAAGUUGGCCUCUGGACAGCUCAGCUCGUUGGCGGUUACGACGGCGUUCUCUAAGAGGGCUGCUAUUGCGCAGCAACUCACGUCGUGUCUCACAGAGACCCUCUUCCACCAGGCACUUGAGCGGGCUAAAUAUCUAGAUGAGUAUCUCGAACGAGAGGGAAAGCCGGUUGGACCUCUCCAUGGUCUGCCCAUCAGUAUCAAAGACACCUUUUGUGUCGAAGGAUUGCAGUCUACGAUCGGCUAUGUCGCUUUUCUUAAGAAUCAACCGGCGAAGGCAAACUCGGCACUGGUGGAGAUGCUACUGCACCUUGGAGCGGUGUUAUACGUCAAGACCAACCUCCCACAAACCCUGAUGACAGGAGACUCCGAUAACAACAUUUUCGGCCGUACCCUAAACCCACACAACACGGCCCUAACAGCAGGCGGAUCCAGCGGCGGCGAAGGCGCACUACUAGCAUUCCGGGGAUCGAUUCUAGGAAUAGGAACCGACAUCGGCGGCUCGAUUCGCAUCCCCGCUCAAUGCUGCGGAGUCUACGGCUUCAAGCCAACUGCCGACCGCAUCCCCUUCGGCGGACAGGCCUCAGGCGCCGCGGAGGGAAUCCCUGGACUCAUUCCAGCCGCCGGUCCGAUGGCACAUAGCAUUUCCGAUCUCAGGCUGUUCAUGAGUGCGGUUGUUGGCAAUGGCCAGGCAUGGCAGUAUGACUCUGCUGCCAUCGCAGCACCGUGGCGACAAAUGGUCCCUGGGGUCACGCGUGCUGGGUCCUUGACCAUUGGUGUUCUGGCUGCGGAUGAGCAUUAUCCGCUGCAUCCACCUGUGAAGAGGGCUCUGGAUCGUGCUGUUGAGGCAUUGACGCGGGAUAAACAUAACAUCGUCCGAAUCGAUGGUGGUAGCGAUGAAGCACACAGUGUGGCGUAUGCGUCGCGUCUUGCGUUCCAGUAUUUCAUUUACGGUCCACGGGAAGACCAUAUUGCUGCCAGUGGGGAGCCUGCUGUGGCAUCUGUUGCUAAGGGGGCGUCACCGUUGUUCUCUGGUCCUCUCCCCGUUGAGCAGGGACUGGAGCCGUUUCAGACAAUCCAAGCAUUACAUGCAGCUCGGAAGCGAGUUCAGGAUGUCUGGAGACAGACGUUCGUGGAUCAAAAGCUUGAUGUGAUCCUGGCUCCGGCGGCUCAGGGUACAGCUGUAGCUCAUGACACAUAUGGAUGGCCUCCUUAUACGCUUCUGUGGAACUUGUUGGAUUAUCCCGCAUGUGUUAUUCCAUUCGGAAAAGCGUCGAAGGAGCUUGAUCCUGAUCCAAUGACAACAGGUGAUGCUGUGCAGCCGGACUAUCAUCCUGAUGAGGUGGACGGUGCCCCAUGUUCUAUUCAGAUCAUAACACCGCGCUUCCAAGAUGAGAAAUGUCUGUGGGCGACGGAGAUCAUUCAACGUGUAUUGAUGGACUAUGUCAAAGAGUAA